Molecule: messenger RNA, 1109 nt
Organism: Cucurbita maxima (winter squash)
Lineage: Eukaryota; Viridiplantae; Streptophyta; Magnoliopsida; Cucurbitales; Cucurbitaceae
Exons: 5
Coding region: 86-853 (255 amino acids)
Source: RefSeq, a predicted model, not a curated record
UCUUCAAUUCUCUCUCUCUCUCUCUGGGUUUUUGCUUCCCGGAGUUACCCAUUUCUCGCCGUCGGUUUUUUCUCCGCCGGUCAAGAUGGCGUUGAAAGAUGAGUGGUUGAGUGCCGCCAUGGCCGAUGAUAGCGUCGUCGUUGAGUUGCUCGUCCGUCUCAAACAGUCUCAAGCCUCAUCCUCGAUCAAAUCUCCGCUACAUGCCGUUAUUCCGCCCAGAUGGGGUCUCAGGCAACGGCGUUCCAGGAUUCUUUCCCCUUCUCUUCGAUGCGAUGCCAUUGCACACAAGAAUAAGGACUCCUCCUCCACCAGAUGCAGCCCCACCACUCCUCUCUCUUGGAGUGGCGAAACCUCCCCCUCCGCUACCGCCGAUGGAUUUGAAGAGUCCAGCCAUCCAUCCGAAUUCUCCCAAUCCUCCAGAUCCAAGGGCUAUGGUUCAAAUGAAUUCAGCUGUAGCACUGCCAUGGCCAAGAGGUUUAAAAGAAGGAAGGCAUUGGCUGAUCUGAGAGUGGAGGAGUCUGUACUUUUGAAGGAAAGGUUAGAUCUUAAAAAGGAGCUGGAUAGCCUACAUGCGACGUUCAAGGAACAGACAACUAACAACCAGAAGUUGAAGAAAAUUAAGCUCAAUCUGAAUUCUGAUGCAUCAUCAGAUCGUGUUUGGGAUGAGUUGAAGCCAGUAGCUUCCAAUCAAUGGUGCCGAGACGCGGAUCCUACACCCGACAACAUUCUUCCUGCAACUUCGCCGAUACAAACUGUACCUGGAUUGCAGGAGACACAGGAGACAAAUUCAAUGGAAAGUGGUGGUUUCUUUCUACCAGAUCUUAAUAUGAUCCCAGCUGAGGAUUGUCUCUAAGGCUUUUUCAUCAAGCAUGAGCUGAAUACAUGUUUCGGCUGGUCGAGGACGUUACUUCGAGAUAAAACGACUUGUCCCGAUGCCAAAUGAAGACUGAUUUGAUUUACUGGAGGCUGUUCUUGACAUUGAAGUCGAUUGAUCGACGUUGCUGGUAGAAUCCUUCAUUGAAAUUCAUUUCGAAAACGGUAGGAUCAAACAUGUUUGAUUCUUUGUAGGUAAAAAAAGGAAAAGGUAAUGAAAACACUAGUUCUAUGCU